AGCAGGACUCCCGGGUACCUCAGGUCAGUUUCAAUGGCCGUGACUGUGAACCUGACUCCCGGGCCCCGCAGCCUGUGGGACGAGCCCGUGGCGAUCACGGUGCACGGUCUGGCCCCUGCCCAGCGGGUCACCCUGCGCGCCUCCCUCCGCGAUGAGAAAGGGGAGUUUUUCCGGGCCUCGGCCCGCUACGAGGCGGACGCGGUUGGGCGGCUGGACCUGGCGCGGGCGCCCGCGCUGGGGGGCAGCUACAGCGGCGUGGAGGCCAUGGGGCUCUUCCGGACUCUGCAGCCCGAAACACCCUUUGAAAGACUGGUGAAGAAGGACGUGCAGAACCCCUUCCUCGUGGACUUGGAGGUAUACGAGGGUCACAACCCCCAGCCUACCAAGCUGCUGGCACAGGUGGUCCACGAGCGGAGCUUCCUGGGGCCGGGGGUGAAGAGGAUCCGGGUGCGAGAGGGCAGCGUGCGGGCCACUCUCUUCCUGCCUCCGGGAGCAGGGCCUUUCCCGGGGAUCAUUGACCUAUAUGGAACUGGAGGUGGUCUCUGUGAAUAUAGAGCCAGCUUACUGGCUGGACAUGGUUUUGCUGUGCUUGCUUUGGCUUAUUUCAGAUUUGAAGAUCUCCCCAAAGAGUUGAAUGAUAUACAUCUGGAAUAUUUUGAAGAGGCCCUCGACUACAUGUUGCAGCAUCCAAAGGUAAAAGGCCCAGGCAUUGGGCUACUUGGAUUCUCCAAAGGGGGUGACUUGUGUCUUUCCAUGGCCUCCUUCCUGAAAGGUGUCACAGCCACAGUACUUAUAAAUGCCUGUGUGGCCAACACAAUGAUCCCACUGCACUAUAAGGAAAUGACUCUUCUUAAUAUUGGAUAUGACCUAGAGAGAAUGAAGAUCAUUGAGUCAGGCCUGGUAGAUCUUGUAGAUAUUUGGAGUAACCCAUUAGAAAAGCACAACUGCCAAAGCCUCAUCCCAAUAGAAAAGGCCCAGGGGCCCUUCUUGUUCAUUGUUGGUCAAGAUGACCAUAACUGGAAAAGCGAAUCCUAUGCAUAUAUAGCCUCUGAACGAUUACAGUCUCACGGUAAAGAAAAACCUCAGAUCAUCUGUUAUCCAAACACUGGGCACUGCAUUGACCCCCCUUAUUUUCCUCCAUGUUUAACGUCUGUGCAUAGAAUGGUGGGCCAAGGAGUGAUCUGGGGUGGUGAGUCAAAGGCUCACUCCCUGGCACAGGUGGACAGUUGGAAGCAAAUUCAAACAUUCUUCCAAAAAUACCUCAAGGGUAAAGAUUCUACCUUCCAUAACAAAAUGUAGCAUUUUGGUCUAGGACCCAUUAUUCUGCAGGGGGGAAGACGGCAAUUGGGGUUAAGUGACUUGCCCAAGGUCACACAGCUAGUGUGUCUGAGGCCAGAUUUGAACUCAGGUCCUCCUGACUCCAGGGCCGGUGCUCUACUCACUGCACCACCUAGCUGCCCCUAGAACCCAUUAUUCUGAUCUGUGCCUGAUUCAAGCUAAUCCCCUGGUUAUUUAUGUUUGAUAUUGGAACAAAAAGACCUGACUUCAAAUCCAGCCUCAGACAGUUACCAGCUAUGUGGCCCUGGGCAAAUCACUUAACCUUGUUUGCCUCAGUUUCAUCAGUAAAAUGAGCUGGAGAAGGAAAUGGCAAACUACUCCAAUAUGUUUGCCAAGAAGAGUCCAAAUGGGGUCACAAAGAGUCAGACAAGACUGAAAGGACUGAACAACAGCCAACAAAAAUUGGAACAAAAGAAGACAGUUGUGCGUCAUUAAUCAAUAGCUAACAAAGGGAGGUUUAUUUAGGAAUAGCAGGAGAAGGAUAUUCAAGAAGGAUAGGCACCAAGGACAACUUACAUCAACUCAGCUAAAUGAACCACCCUUGCCUGAGUUGCCCAUCUUUCCCACCAGCCAAGCAUCAGGGAGCAACUCAUGGCUGAUUCGUACUCUGGCAACUAGGAAAUGAUGUUAAGGGCCUGAGCCUUUAGACUCCUGAGCCAAUCAAGCCUGGAAGAUAGUUUCAAUAACAUUUAAGGAAAAACUAGGGUAACUUUAAUAGAGGUGGGGGUUAGGAUAUUGUUUUCACCAUAGCCAUAAUUUCAUGACCAUGGACUCCUUGCUAUCAAGAAGAAUCCUUUUUAUAUGACAUGAGAGUGCCAUGUGUCUUGCUGUUUAAGGGUGUCAAGGUACUACAGUAUUUAAUAACAAGCAAGGGAGCUCAACUCCAAGGGGGUUCCUCCCUGGACCCAAAAAUGUUUGAAUGAAGUAUUUUCUUUAUCAUCAUGUAACAGCAAAGAGCUCCAGUUAUACAUCACCAUAACUGUACUUCCAGAAUAAUAUAUGUAUUUUCACUUAGCAUAUUGCCGUGUUAGUAUAUUGCUGCAUGUGAUGAAGAACCUUGCAUCUCUGGGAAAACUGGAAAGUGACCUUGUAGAAGUUAGUUCUAGAGUCCAAACGUUAGACCAGCAUCUCACACCAUAUACCCAGAUAAGCUUAGAAUGGAUAUAGGACCUAAACAAAUUAAUGGAACAAGGAAGAAAAGAUCUUUUACAACUAUGGAUAGAGGAAGAGCUCAUAACUAAUGGACAGAGGAUCAUAGAAGAUAAAAUGGACAAUUUGGAUUAUACAAUAAUAUUAACUAGCACUUAUAUAACUAUAUAUUUAUAUAAUAAUGCUAGAUAUAUAUACAAUAUGCUUAACAUAUGUUAAUACUAGGGCAUAUAAUGUAUGCAAUAUUUUUAUGAACAUAAAUAAUAUUGAUUACAAUACAGUUAUAAUAUAUUCUAUGUUAAUAUAUUAAUUACAUGUAAUAAUACCAACAACUGUUACCAGUACCGGUUUGGUUAGAUGAGUCAGAUGGUUUCUUUCAGGACGUAAAUCUAUGACUCUGUGUGUUGUGUGUAUUCCCGUAGAAUGUAAGGUCCUUGAAGGUAGGGACAGUUUCAGUUUUGUCUUUGCAUUCCUUAUCACUUUAUACAUAGAAAGUGCUUAAUAAAUGUUUAUUAAUAUGCAUU
Molecule: messenger RNA, 3011 nt
Organism: Trichosurus vulpecula (common brushtail)
Lineage: Eukaryota; Metazoa; Chordata; Mammalia; Diprotodontia; Phalangeridae
Product: acyl-coenzyme A thioesterase 6-like
Exons: 3
Coding region: 34-1299 (421 amino acids)
Biological process (GO): fatty acid metabolic process; acyl-CoA metabolic process
Molecular function (GO): fatty acyl-CoA hydrolase activity
Source: RefSeq, a predicted model, not a curated record